Messenger RNA from Striga hermonthica, 1428 nucleotides. Lineage: Eukaryota; Viridiplantae; Streptophyta; Magnoliopsida; Lamiales; Orobanchaceae. The record is from the annotation of a GenBank genome assembly.
AUGGAGAUGCCUGUAAAUGAUCCUACUGUUGAGCUACCUAAAGAGACUGAGGAGACUGCAAAUUAUCAUGCACCCAAUAUUUCUUCUGAUUGGCAUCUCACUCCAAACACCACAACAAACUCAUCGAUUGGGAUACUUUCAUCCUGUCCUUCCACCUCUUUGGUGGGCUCUUUCUGCUCUCCCGUGUGGGACCCACCGAUAAACGGGCAGGUUCUAGGCUACAGCGAUGUGAACACACAAAACGAUGCCAGCACGUCGACGAGCCCUUCACGAGCCGGUGCCAAUUGGAUGCCGAACGUGGCCUUGAGACAAAAUAUGUUUAUGCCGACGACUUUUCCGAGCAUGGUUGUUCCUCCUGGUUUGCCCAACUUUCCGGAAGAUUCGGGCUUUAUCGAGCGUGCCGCAAGGUUUUCUUGCUUCAGUGGAGGGAACUUGAGUCAGAUUGUCAAUCCAUUCACCAAUCUUGGUCAUAUGAAACCAGAUUCUCGUCCGGGACUAAUGCAACGUCCAAACGAGGCUUUAGUGGGAGAUGGGAACGGUGGAAGCCGAAGCCCGUUCAAGAACGAGAAGAAAAUCGAGAAUUUUAGGCGGUCCCAUGAUGAUGAAGUCAAAAACCGGGUUGAUGUGUUGGGUACUCGACAUGAAGAGGCCGAAUUUAGCGGUCGAGAAGAGCUUUCGGGUAAAGGGGUUGGAUUGAAGAAGAGGAAAAGAGCUGAGCAGAAAAUUGUGAAUGGCGAAAAUAACGAAGCUGCACAACCGGCUAUCGAGACUGAGAAGGACACGAACGAAACUAGAGGAAAGGGUAAUGAAAAUGGGGACCCGAGUGAAAAAGGGCCCGACCCGCCCAAGGAAGAGUACAUACAUGUUCGAGCACGAAGAGGCCAGGCUACAAAUAGCCACAGUCUUGCCGAAAGGAUAAGAAGGGAGAAGAUUAGUGAGAGGAUGAAAUUUCUGCAGGAUCUUGUCCCGGGUUGCAGCAAGGUCACUGGAAAAGCUGUAAUGCUGGAUGAGAUCAUCAAUUAUGUGCAAUCCCUUCAGCGGCAAGUUGAGUUCUUGUCGAUGAAGCUUGCAACGGUGAACCCGAGUCUCGAUUUCGAUAUGGAAGGGUUUCUUGCUAAAGAUAUCCUACAGACUAGAGCUGGUCUGUCAUCGUCGCUCGGUUUUCCACCAGACUUGAUCACGUCUUUUUCUCCGAUUCAACCGCAACAAACUCAACUAAUCCACUCAACAACACUACACAGACCAAUUAAUCCAAUUAAUCCUCAGUCAAAUGUUGUCUCUGGAGGAUUUAGAGAGCCUACAUCGCAACAUAUGCAGGCACCGAGCAUGUGGGACGAUGAGCUUCAUAACGUUGUUCAUAAUGGGUUCAAUUUAAGCGCGCCUCUCAAUAGUUCGGAUUUGAGUGGUCAUGGGAAAGCUGAUACUUAA